UAGUUUGGUGUAUAUAAGGGGCGGCGAGGGCGUCCAUGCAGCAGUCUGCGGUGAUUCGGCGCCACGCAAAGUCACGCCAAGUUUUGCUCUCUCAUCUUCAGUAUGAAAUUCUUGGUGCUGUUGGCGCUGGUGGGCGUGGCGUCUUGCCGCACCUCCCUCAUCGGGGCGGAUCGGGCUAGGGACGUCGACCUCAAAUACACUUACGUUAACGACGAAGGAAAGGAAGUGCGAGUCAAAGUCGAGGCCGGACGUCUAGGCCUGUCCCUCCGGAGGCAGCCCGACUCGGAGCUGGACGUCGAGAAGGAGGUCAUUUCUGACGGCGAGGAAGCUUCUGACGACGUCGCGAACGCUCGCCGGGUCGCCGCCGCUCCGGCAGCGAAAGCUCCUGCCGUCCCACCCCGCUACGCUCAGGCCGAGGCCGCCCCGCGAACUCGCCUCGUCCAAAAAGCUCCUCGCAGACAAGAAACUCGCUUCGUUCAAGUGGGAGCCGUUCCUGCUCCUCAGCCUGAGGUGAAGACGCGCUUCGUUCAGGCACCUGCUCCCCAGCCUCAAGUGGAACCGCGUUUCGUCCAAGUGGAGGCUGUCCCUGCUCCUCGACGUGAAGUGGAAACGCGUUUCGUUCAUGUCCCCGUUCCCCAGCCCGAAGUGGAAACGCGUUUCGUCCAAGUGGAAGCUGUCCCUGCUCCUCGGCGUGAAGUGGAAACACGUUUCGUCCAAGUGGAGGCUGUUCCCGCUCCUCGCCGCGAGGUGGAAACGCGUUUCGUCCAAGUAGAAGCUGUCCCUUCACUCUACGAAGCGGAAACGCGUUUCGUCCAAGCAGGAGCCAUUCCUGCUCCUCGGCGUGAAGUGGAAACGCGUUUAGUCCACGUUCCCGUUCCCCAGCCCGAAGUGGAAACGCGUUUCAUCCAAGUGGAAGCCGCUCCUGCUCCUCCCAGUUUCGUCCAGGUACAACCUCAGGUUGCCGGCUAUUCCGCCGGGCGCCGCGGUCGGCGUCCUGCCCUCCGAGGCCGCUUCUACUCGUCCGAUGACAACAGCGCCGAGAAGUGAGCGCAGGGUUAAUCCUUCUGGUUCCACGAAGCCUCUGUCUCUUCCUACUGAAGUAUAGGCUGCACCCAACUAAUCUCAUGGGUUUGUAAGGGGGGAAAAAGGGCUUACCAUUUUCUUGACUUUUCUUUAUUAAAAUAAAUAAAUUUUGGAAUGUAACCAAUUCUUUGUCAUUUUACUGUAAUCUGCAUUUCAUCGACCUCUUCAUGCGAGUAAAUUCAGUCCAGGUAUA
Penaeus vannamei (Pacific white shrimp) is the source of this 1276-nucleotide messenger RNA. Its product is annotated as cytadherence high molecular weight protein 1. The record is from RefSeq and is a predicted model, not a curated record. Lineage: Eukaryota; Metazoa; Arthropoda; Malacostraca; Decapoda; Penaeidae.